AUGUCGUUGUUUGCGAAGAAAGACUCGAUUCAAAUCCGUGAGGUGUGUACGGACAAUCUAGAAUCAGAGAUGUGUCUGAUUCGAGAAGCCGUGGAUGAUUUCCCGUUCGUCGGAAUGGUGUGUAGACCACCAGCCGACGACGAUUUUCCAGGAAUCGUGUUAGGAACUUUCGAAACCCUAACCGAGUACAACUACGAAACCCUAAAAACGAACGUCAACAAUGUCGAAAUGCUUCAGCUCGGACUCACUCUCUCCGACGAGAAUGGAAACCUCCCAACUUGUGGGACUGACAAAUACUGUAUCUGGCAGUUCAAUAUCCGCGACGUCGCUGAAAACAACUGUUGUUCGAACAAGAAGUAA
This is a messenger RNA of Camelina sativa (false flax), 360 nucleotides long. Lineage: Eukaryota; Viridiplantae; Streptophyta; Magnoliopsida; Brassicales; Brassicaceae. The record is from RefSeq and is a predicted model, not a curated record.